UGUUCAUGACAUUUGCAUGAAUGUGUAGAGCUGCAUUCACAGAGUGAGUCUGUUGAUAAACCUCUGCUCUGUGAUUGGCUGCUCCAUGACCAACAUGAGAUGGUGAACAUGGUUAAAAGUUAGUGCCACUGGACAGAAGUCACUGGAAGCAGAAUGAAAGCGAUGGCUCGUCUGACGCUGCUUCUUGUUCUGCUGUGGGUCGGUACCACAGUGAGCACAGUGGUGGAUGUGCACAAAAGGAUCAUCGGAGGUGAAGACUGUGGUAAAGAAGAGCGUCUGUAUCACGUGAAACUGGUCGAUCAAAACAAUAAUUUCAUCUGUGGAGGCUCUCUGAUCAGCAAGCAGUGGGUUCUGACUGUGGCUCACUGCUGGAAGUCAGGAUUCAAGUUGUCAGUCAUUUUAAGAGUGCAUCCAGGUAAAAGGGCAAAGAGUGUGGACAUAAAAGCCAAAGACAUCAAGACAUACCAGUACCAUGAUAUCAUGUUAUUGAAGUUACCUCGAAGAAGAAUUCUCAUUAAGACUAUAAAACUUGGUGACUGCACAACAAAACCCCAACUGGGAGCCUCAGUGCAGAUCGCAGGGCAUGCCACCACCAACGUGAACAGUAAAAAUGAAUUUGUACCCCAGAGAGUAGAUGAUCUUCAGUGUGCAGAUAUUAAAGUCGUUGCCUGUACUGGCCUUGGUUACACUAUGUGGAGGACACAGUCUACUGCUGACCACUGGUUCUGUGGUGAAGAUACUAAAGUGCAUGCAGCUCCUGGUGACUCUGGUGGAGGAGUCGUGUUCGAUGGCCGGCUCUACGGUUUGAUCCAGGGUGGUGGUAAACGCGCAUGGGACCUAACAAAUCGCUUUCCAAAGCACCUGACCAACCCGAUGACGGAGUACGACAGUACGACCAAAAAAUGA
Messenger RNA from Mugil cephalus (flathead mullet), 906 nucleotides. Its product is annotated as blarina toxin-like. Lineage: Eukaryota; Metazoa; Chordata; Actinopteri; Mugiliformes; Mugilidae. Gene Ontology annotation, biological process: proteolysis. The record is from RefSeq and is a predicted model, not a curated record. Gene Ontology annotation, molecular function: serine-type endopeptidase activity. The coding region runs from base 154 to 906 and encodes 250 amino acids. The transcript has 7 exons.